AUGUCUUUUGAAUCUCUGACUCUAAUGGAAGAUGAUAAAAAUAAAAAAAAGAAUUAUGGAUACGAUGAUAUAGAUUAUAAUGAUGAAGAUAUGUUAAAUGGUGAUGGUUAUGAUAAAGAUAUUUAUGCAUUUAAUAUAAAAAAUAAAAUAGUAAAUCAUUGCAAAAGGAUAAAGGUUGAUUUGGAUAGUAAAUCAAAAAAAGAAAAUUCUUUUAAUGAUUCGACUUUUAUUAAAAGAGAGAAAAGUUUUUUACAUGAUGAAAAUGAAUUGCGAAAUAGAAGAAGUUCUAUAUCUCAUAAAAAUGAAUCAAAAACGAAACUAGAGGGAAUAUUAAAUGAAAAUGAUUUUUUAAUUCAAUUAAAUAAAUUAAAAAGGCAUGUUGUGGUUGAAAUAUUUGGAGGCAAGUGUUUUAUAAGAGAAUAUUUAUGUACUGAAUUUCUGAGAAGAAUAAAACAAUGUUGUCAUAUAAACUAUGUUAAAUAUAAUAUUGGUUUAAUAAAUUAUCGUGAUUGUAAACAAUUAUUAGGUGAAAAUAACAAUAUUGCAAGUAUAGAGGUUCGGCUAAAUUCUAUAUUAGUUUCUCUACCUCCUCUAACUUGUGUAAUUUUACAUUCCAGUAUAUUUUUAGUUAUUAAAGAAGACUUGAUAAGAGAUGAUUUAAUUAAAAAGUUAUGUGCAGUUUCAAAAAAAUAUACAAAUUUAUAUAAAGCUGAUAUAAAUGUAUUAGAAAAUAGACCAUUUGAGUUUUGCGCAUUAGAGUGUGUUUUUUCUAGUGCUCUUGAACAUUUAAAUGCAGAAAUGAAAUUAUUAAAUAAAGAUUUUACAGAAAUAAAAUUUUCUUUAAAAAUUAGUAAGUACCAAGAAAUUUUAAGUAAUUUACAUAAUUUAAAAGAUCCUACAAAUUUAUUAGUAGAUAAAGUAAAUUCUUUUAUUAAGGCAUUUCAUGAAAUAUCAGUAAACAACGCAGACUUAAAAAAAAUGGAGUUAACAAAAUAUUAUUUUAAUCCAAAUGUUAGUGAAGAAGAUAAUAAAGAGCAUACCAAUCAGGAUUUAGAAAUGCUCUUAGAAUAUUUUGAUCAAGAACUUCACCAAAUCCAUGAUCAAGUGAAACAUUUAUAUGAAUCUAUUAUUAAUUUAGAAAACAGAAUAUAUCUUGACUUAUCAUUGUCUAGAAAUAAUUUAAUUAGGAUGGAUAUAGUUAUCAGUUUGAUUAAUUCAGGGUUUGGCAUAGGAACUUUAAUAACAGGAAUAUUUGGUAUGAAUUUAAAAAUAUUUCUUGAAAAAAAUGAUUAUGCAUUUGGUUACGUUACUGGUCUUGUAGUAUUAUUAUGUUUACUGACAAUAAUAAUGUCUAUUUAUUUUUUUAAAUGUAUUCGUCUUUAG
Molecule: messenger RNA, 1383 nt
Organism: Plasmodium relictum
Lineage: Eukaryota; Apicomplexa; Aconoidasida; Haemosporida; Plasmodiidae
Product: CorA-like Mg2+ transporter protein, putative
Exons: 2
Coding region: 1-1383 (460 amino acids)
Biological process (GO): transmembrane transport; magnesium ion transport
Cellular component (GO): membrane
Molecular function (GO): magnesium ion transmembrane transporter activity
Source: RefSeq, a predicted model, not a curated record